Messenger RNA from Cadophora gregata, 933 nucleotides. RefSeq lists its product as uncharacterized. The record is from RefSeq and is a predicted model, not a curated record. The transcript is spliced from 2 exons. NCBI's taxonomy places the organism in Eukaryota, Fungi, Ascomycota, Leotiomycetes, Helotiales, Ploettnerulaceae. The coding region runs from base 1 to 933 and encodes 310 amino acids.
AUGCCAUUAAGCGUUUUCUUGCCGACGUUUCUUCGUCUUGACGCAACAGUUCGUGAUUCGGUUCCCCUAAACAAUGUUGGCUGUAAUCUCCCUGCAAUGGCAAUUAGGCUGCUGUCAGCCUAUCGCAGCCUCACCGAAAUAAUUGUCGAGUAUUGGUUGCAGAUUACUCAGCCUCUUAUCAUCACCAACCACACCAGGAGUCUCGUCGUGAGGUUUCCUACAUCUCUUCCUCCUCUCCAAACUGUUAUUCUUGUCAUCACCGCUUCAAACCCAGGAGUCCGCUCUUUAAAUCGGCUUUAUAAUUGUUUGUCAAUGAACACCAUGGCUUCGACAACUGAACUUUACCACCAUGCACCUUUCACAGAUGUAAGAUCAAUCAGACUGCUCUUUCUUCAGCCUGGCCAGUUCGACGAUGUUAUCAAUGUUCGGCUGAAAGUUUUCAGUCUCGAUGAUCUUCCACCAUACUGCGCGCUAUCUUACGCAUGGGGUCCUCCUCCCCACACGACGCCGGUCUCGUGCUAUGGAAAGAAAUUGCUGGCUUCGGAGAGCUGCGUCGCUGCCCUACGAAGGCUACGAGACACGAUUGAGGAGAAGGUGCUAUGGAUCGAUGCCAUUUGUAUCGAUCAAACAUCAUUAAGUGAGCGAGGACACCAAGUGAAUUUGAUGUGUGGUGUGUACUCGAAAGCCGAGAGGACUUGGAUCUGGCUGGGAGAGAGCACGCCAGAGACAGACUUCAUGAUAGAUUUCCUCGGUGAUUAUCACAAGGUACUGGAUGCGACGAAAGAUUAUUUUCCCGGGUCUACCGAUAACUUACUCCUCCUAGAAAUAGAGAAACUGAAAGCAGAGGAACGGAGACUCUAUGGCGUAGAAUGCGCCACCCUUUUUGAUUUACUCAUUGGAAAGCCUUGGUUUUGCCGCGUCUGGACAGUUUAG